This is a messenger RNA of Physeter macrocephalus (sperm whale), 252 nucleotides long. RefSeq names its product U6 snRNA-associated Sm-like protein LSm5. NCBI's taxonomy places the organism in Eukaryota, Metazoa, Chordata, Mammalia, Artiodactyla, Physeteridae. Gene Ontology annotation, biological process: mRNA splicing, via spliceosome. Gene Ontology annotation, molecular function: RNA binding. The record is from RefSeq and is a predicted model, not a curated record. Gene Ontology annotation, cellular component: U6 snRNP; Lsm1-7-Pat1 complex; U4/U6 x U5 tri-snRNP complex.
AUGGUGGCUAACGCUACCACCAACCCAUCACAGCUUCUCCCUCUAGAGCUUGUGGACAAGUGUAUAGGAUCAAGGUUCACAUUGUGAAUUCACAUUGUGAUGAAGAGUGAUAAGGAGAUUGUUGGCACACUUCUGGGAUUUGAUGAUUUUGAAAUCAUACCAGAAGGAAGAAUUACUAAAUUAGAUCAAAUUUUACUAAAUGGAAAUAAUAUAACAAUGCUGGUUCCUGGAGGAGAAGGACCUGAAGUAUGA